AUGGCGACCGCACAAGCAUUCACCAGCUCUAGCUCAUCCACACCCCCCAACAAUCCCUCAAGUGCAAAUAUCAACUCCAUCGAACCAGGCACAGUCUUCUCCGAUGACUCCCCUCUCACCAGCUUCGUCGACUCUGGGGACUUUCCCUACGACUCCCCUACCCUCUCCUCUCCACCACCGCACACUGCCAACAAAAGCGGCGGCGGUGAUGGAAGUGGGAGUAAUGGAGGAGGAGGAGGAGGAUGGGACCAUAUCGGUCAGAUAGAAGUCAACUCGACCAUCGAAACCAUUCUAGUCGUCCUGGGAUUCGGUGUCGGCGCGUUGUUUGUGUUAGGUGUAGUAGCCAUGUAUUAUAUUACCCAUAAGAACCGUCGGGCGGAGGAGAAGAAGAAGCGGAGGGAGGAAGAAUCCGCAGGUGCUAAGUUUGGACAGAGUAGUACCCCUUUACCACUUUCGUCGUUGUCGUCGUCGUCGUCUUCAUCUUCGCUGCCGUCGCCAUCUCAUCCCAACAUCUCUGCCGGCACCGGCACUACAGCAGCAGCAGCAGUGGGAAGAGAGAACCCAGCCCACAGAAUCAUCAUCACCCGGAGCAUGACAGCCACUACCGCCAAUACGCGAGUCGGAGCCGGAGGACCCAAUGACGAGAAGGACAAUGGUGGAGGGAGUGGUGGACUGUCGCCGAUUGGGGAUGGGAAGUCGGAUAUGGUGUCGAUUUAUAUCGACGAGAUGCCAGACGAUGACGAGAUCCGCGCUCGACACCAUUGCGAUGAUGAUGGUCAUGGCGGUUGUGAGGAGAAGCAAGAGCUGGAUGAGAAGGAGGACGACGAGAAAUCUCCGUCUCAGGAACGGAACCUGAACCCUAUGAAUGCUUACUCUUCUCCUCACAACGGCCUCUAG
Linnemannia hyalina is the source of this 897-nucleotide messenger RNA. NCBI's taxonomy places the organism in Eukaryota, Fungi, Mortierellomycota, Mortierellomycetes, Mortierellales, Mortierellaceae. The record is from the annotation of a GenBank genome assembly.